Molecule: messenger RNA, 582 nt
Organism: Miscanthus lutarioriparius
Lineage: Eukaryota; Viridiplantae; Streptophyta; Magnoliopsida; Poales; Poaceae
Source: the annotation of a GenBank genome assembly
AUGCGGCGGUCCCUCUCCCUCCUCGCACGGCAGGUGGCGCGGCGGCGGCUGCUGAGCAACGUGCUGGAGUCCACCGUCUACGGGGGGCCACGCCCGCAGGAGUCGGCGGCGGCGCGGCGCGUGACGGUGACCACCCUCCGCGGGAAGCACCGCCGUGGGGAGCCCAUCACCGUCGUCACCGCCUACGACUACCCCUCGGUGGUCCACGUCGACUCCGCGGGCAUCGACGUCUGCCUCGUCGGGGACUCCGCCGCCAUGGUCGUCCACGGCCACAACACCACGCUCCCCAUCACGCUCGACAUCAUGCUCGAGCACUGCCGCGCCGUGGCCGCUCCUCGUCGGGGAUCUCCCGUUCGGCUGCUACGAGUCCUCCGCCGCGCAGCUGUGAGGGUGCUGAAGGAAGGUGGAAUGGAUGCAAUCAAGCUGGAAGGGGGUGCGCCAUCGAUGAUCACUGCAGCUAAGGCUAUUGUGGAGGCUGGAAUUGCUGUCAUGGGGCAUGUUGGCCUCACGCCGCAAGCUAUUAGUGUGCUCGGUGGAUUUAGGCCUCAAGGGAUGAAGGGAAGACGGUUGACAGUGCUGUAA